AAGCCGCCAAUUUGAUGCCAUGCGGGCAGAAGGUAGGCAAUUCUUCCUCUAUAGUCUGUAUUAGUCACUUUCGUUCUUGCGUCAUUUUUUCUCUUAGACUCGAUUUUUGACUCUUCACUUGCCCUGCUAGCAAUUUGCCCAAUUUAACAACCACCCCUUGUUUACCACCGUCUUUUCUACCAACAAUGGCUUCUAUACGUGUCGCUACCGCUUCGUUCAACACCUUUGCUGCUCAGGAUGCUGCUUCUGUUACCGCGCCACCAACCGUGGCUAUCGCGAUUCCUAGCCCCACCAAGGGCAAAAACGCCGGCAUGGCCCGCCGAGUGUCGUUCAACCUGAACAACACCAGCGUGCUGCAGCUGCCAAGCAACACGGCGAUUGGCAAGAUCGCGGCGGCGCGAAACCGCCGCUCGAGCAUGGAGAACAUGUCCAUGGCGGAGAUGCGCCAGGCGCAGGCACUGCUGCCGCACGGGGCUUCGCCUGAUCUGCUGGAUCCAGGAUUCACAAUGACCUCGCUGUACGUCAAGCGCGGGCACAUCCACGCGCUCGAGCACCUGUCGCUUGGCGACAGCGACGACGGCUCUGACCGACCGCCAGUCAGAGGCGUGCUGAAGCCGUUCCAGCCGUCGCCGGUCGACACCCAGCUGCUGAUGACUGGGCUGCCGAGUCUGAUGCCCGACGAUGGCACCGACGAUGACGACCGGUCGAGCUCGGAUGACAAUGGCGGGCAGAUUGAGCCAGCGCAGCCAGCUGUGGCUGGAGCCGGAGCCAAGGGCCAGCGCAAGCAAAAGAAGCGUGGCAAGAAGGGCGCCAAGAGCGCGCAAAAACAAAAACCCAAGGCGGCGGCAGGAGCAGUAGCGCCAGCAAGCCCGACGGCCCCGCCGCGGGAAGGCAAAAACAAUGUAAUGUAAUUCUAUCUCUUUGUACUUUUUCUCUCUUAUACUGGCUUCUGUGAGGUGACGGGUCUUCCCAGAUAUCGGCUUCGCCUCGCUUGGCCCGCGUCUGGCUAUCUGUCCGAACCCUCGCACAAUAAACAGCUUUUCGCUCUUUCUGCAUUGAUAGCAAAUGGUAAC
Messenger RNA from Linderina pennispora, 1073 nucleotides. RefSeq lists its product as uncharacterized. The transcript has a single exon. The record is from RefSeq and is a predicted model, not a curated record. The annotation marks the transcript as partial. NCBI's taxonomy places the organism in Eukaryota, Fungi, Kickxellomycota, Kickxellomycetes, Kickxellales, Kickxellaceae.